GGUUUAUCCGGUUGGCUGCUGGCAGCGCGGGAACGCGCCCGGGCGGCUCCGUAGAAGAAAAAAAAGCAAAGCGGGGAUCUCGGUGUGACAGCUCAGACUGUCCACGUCAACACACCGAGCGAGCACGGCGGCGGAGAUGGACUACGCGACUCUGGAACCCUCCCUCUACACAGUGAAGGCUGUGUUCAUCCUCGACAAUGAUUGCAACAGACUUCUGUCCAAGUAUUAUGACCCCGAGCUUUACCCCUCCAUGAAGGAACAGAAGAACUUUGAGAGGAACGUCUUCAACAAGACCCACAAGGCCGACAAUGAGAUUGCUUUCCUGGAGGGGAUGACGGUGGUCUAUAAGAGCAGUAUAGAUCUCUUCUUCUAUGUGGUGGGAAGUCCUCAGGAGAACGAGCUGAUGCUGGUGUCCGUCCUGAGCUGCCUGUUUGAGUCCCUCAGUCAGAUCCUUAGGAAAAAUGUGGAGCGACGGUGUUUACUGGACAACAUGGAAGGGGUGUUCAUGAUUGUGGACGAAAUCAUUGAUGGAGGGGUGAUCCUGGAGAGUGACCCCCAGCAGGUCCUGCAGAAGGUCAACUACAGGGUCGAUGAAAACCCAUUGUCUGAACAAAGCAUGGCGCAGCACAUAACAGAAAAACUGGCGCUGACCUCUAAUGUCCUGCAGUCGGCCAAAGAGCAGAUCAAAUGGUCCAUACUGAAAUGACUUGGACCAGACAUAUUUAGGUUUGUCAAGAAAGCUCUAGAGCACAUUUUUAGUCAUAAAGCUUUUUAAUUUAUUCUAUUAGAAGGCAGAAGGGAAGGACAGGCUGCUUUAUGUGGCAGUAAUAGGAUCAUCUUUGUUGUGUUAUGGCAUUUUGUUACAUUGCGUAUGCCAGGAAUUGGCUUAUUUGGAUUCGGGAGCAGGGUUAGCUCGUGUUUCUCAUGCACGUUUAACGUUUAACAGCCAAAUGACAUCAUAUUAUUGAGUUAUUAAUCACCAAACUAAUCAAUGAAAAUACUGGAAACCUGAUUAGUGAUACUGACCCAUCAUUUAGAUUCUGGUGGAACAGCAACUAUCAGACCGUGGGAAAUAUUUAAUCUUUUUCGCAUAUUGCUGAUGUGUGCAAUUUACUCUGUUUAUAAUUGAAUAAAAUCUCAAGGGUAAACUGGAACACAAUAAUAUAUCGGCAAAUGCACGUUAAAAAGAGGAAUAACAUACAAUAUAGUUUAACUAUUAUAUAGACCAUGUCCUUCAACAAGGAUGGUCUUACAUUCUCAUACACACACACCUCUGCUACUCAUAACGCGUAUUUAAAAAGAAUGUAACGACAUUAAACAAAUGUUUGGGAGGGAAUGUGUUACUGUUGCACGUCAGUCAAACACCUUAUUUUUCUAAAGUGGAAUUCUCUCAUGAAGUUAAAUUUAAUAUUUGUACAUAAUUAAAGGGACCUUAAAGAUUAUACAGAAUAAUCUAUUUUCUGAGACGUAAUGAUAUGUAUUAAAUAUUUUCUUAAGAAAGAAAAUGAAAAGCCAAAGACAUUUUGUUACAUUUAGACGUUUUUGAAGCAUUUGUCUGAUAUAGUUUUGUCCGUCCACUAUUUGUGAGAUUGAGAAUACAUUUAAUAAAGAAUAUUUUUUU
This is a messenger RNA of Pungitius pungitius (ninespine stickleback), 1621 nucleotides long. It is a transcript of the gene copz2, whose product is annotated as COPI coat complex subunit zeta 2. Gene Ontology annotation, biological process: intra-Golgi vesicle-mediated transport; intracellular protein transport; retrograde vesicle-mediated transport, Golgi to endoplasmic reticulum. Gene Ontology annotation, cellular component: COPI vesicle coat. The coding region runs from base 137 to 706 and encodes 189 amino acids. The transcript is spliced from 10 exons. NCBI's taxonomy places the organism in Eukaryota, Metazoa, Chordata, Actinopteri, Perciformes, Gasterosteidae. The record is from RefSeq and is a predicted model, not a curated record.